AAUAAUCAAUUUUGUAGUUGGAUAGAAAAUACAAGUUACAUUUGAAUAUGAAUUUGAAUUUUCGUGAGAUGAUGAUGAAGAGUAAACACAGGGGACUCGGGGUGAAAGAACUGCUGAAGUGGAGGGCUAUACAACAAAAGGAGAAAAUCCAAAUAGGUGGUGAUUUUAAUUUUACCGAUCCGGAGCCUGAUUAUGAGGAAAGCAAAGCAGAAACGGACUCAACAAUUGGAUAUGUUAAGGCGGACAUUACUACGGAAAAAAUCAAGUUUCCUCCGGAAUACCCAUAUAAGCCUCCUGGAAUCAGUUCAUCCUGAAGGUUGGAAUCCUAUGUGGUCUUUUGCAAGCAUGCUUGGGGAUUCUUUCAUUCAUGUUGUCUUGCCUCACCAAAUCAGAGCUAGGCAUAGUGUGUUCUUGCACUUCAUUCUUUAUGGACAACAGCCCAACCAUCGGCAGUAUAAACACCACCACCACUGGGAAGCAGCGUUUAGCAAGAUCUUCCCUUUCUUUCAAUUGCAAGGCAAUAUUCAGGAAAAUGUUCCUAAGUAUGUGAAGAAGUACAACCAGGAGCAGCAGCUUUCUCAACAAGUUUCUCCCGAGCAGGCAUCAGAAGCGGAGCCCGGCGACACAAGUUCAAAGGCUCUUUUGGAGAAGGGUUCAAAUUCUAAGGAAGAAGGCACAAAAGAGUAG
Arachis stenosperma is the source of this 687-nucleotide messenger RNA. RefSeq lists its product as uncharacterized. The coding region runs from base 193 to 687 and encodes 164 amino acids. The record is from RefSeq and is a predicted model, not a curated record. The transcript has 6 exons. NCBI's taxonomy places the organism in Eukaryota, Viridiplantae, Streptophyta, Magnoliopsida, Fabales, Fabaceae.